Messenger RNA from Parathielavia appendiculata, 624 nucleotides. RefSeq lists its product as uncharacterized. NCBI's taxonomy places the organism in Eukaryota, Fungi, Ascomycota, Sordariomycetes, Sordariales, Chaetomiaceae. The record is from RefSeq and is a predicted model, not a curated record. The transcript has 6 exons. The coding region runs from base 1 to 624 and encodes 207 amino acids.
AUGGCGCGCAUAGAUCGCCUUCGCUCCUUCGCGGAGGAUUUCAUUCAGCGCAACGGCACCAAUGACCCGCUUGCCUCAGAUUUUCGGGACCGCACCCGGGCCACGUUUGGCAAUUCUCCCCCUCCGCCGCGGCAGCCUGCCCCUUGCCCUGAAGGCAAACUUAACUUUCACUCCAACACCCGUUACGUCAUUCGCCAUGGCGACACCGCGAACACCACGAUCCCGGUACCUGAGGUCGUCAGCAGCGACUGGGAUCGGAUUACAAUCUACAUUGCGCAGCUGCAAGCCCUCGCCAGCCCAUGCGACGUCCGGAUCGGCCGUCUUGACGGCCAAGGCGCAGUACUCCUCAGCAUUAUCCCGUGCUCUGGCGGGCCUUUUGGCAGUCUCGCCGAGCUCCACCACUGGCUUCUUGGUGCGGACUGUCUUGUCGUCUUCACGCAUGGCGACCUUCCGUCUCAAAACAUCAUGAUGCGAGACGGCCACAUCUACUGGGAUUACGCCCUUGCAUUGCGCGGGCUUGACAGUGUCGAUUGGAAAGUUUGGGGCAGUCACCUUCCCUCCCUCUUUUCUAAGCGCAAUGAUCUCGAGUACAUCCUCAUGGCCAUUGUUUUCCGCCUCUCUUGA